Messenger RNA from Scophthalmus maximus (turbot), 12263 nucleotides. RefSeq names its product E1A binding protein p300 b (gene ep300b). NCBI's taxonomy places the organism in Eukaryota, Metazoa, Chordata, Actinopteri, Pleuronectiformes, Scophthalmidae. Gene Ontology annotation, molecular function: protein binding; chromatin DNA binding; histone acetyltransferase activity. Bases 2147 to 10846 code for a protein of 2899 amino acids. The transcript has 31 exons. The record is from RefSeq and is a predicted model, not a curated record. Gene Ontology annotation, cellular component: transcription regulator complex; histone acetyltransferase complex. Gene Ontology annotation, biological process: positive regulation of transcription by RNA polymerase II.
UUCAACCCUCCCCCCGUAUCAGAGGAGUAGAAACAACAAGCCGCCAUUUUGUUUGUGCGGACAGACCGUCAGAAACCGGAGGAGAUAACCGAGAGAAGGAGCGACUCCGGCAGCCGAAGUCAGCCGCUCCGGGAACCGCCGGUGGAAGAAACGAGCGGCGAAAAGCCCGUCCGUGUUAUCAGGAGGGCGAGACGCGUCGCCGACAGACAGAUACGACGGAAGUGGAGGGGAGAACCCGAGCGGUGAUAUAUAUGUAUAUACAUGUAUGUAUGUAUGCAUGAGAAGGAAAUACUCCGACAAAUCCAAGGAAGGGGGUGUUUUGCGGAGCGGAGACGGAGAGGGGAGGCGGAAGAGAGCAGCGACAUAUUAUAACGAGGAGAGAGAAAGAAAAAAAAACCUGCGAAAAAAAAGGGGAAACAUCAACAUGAAAAAUCAGUAUGUGUCCGUCGCGGAGGAAGGAAAGAGUCCGCAUAGACUAUUAUAUAAAUAAAUUGCUGCCGGGCAGAAGGGAGAGGUGGAAAGGAAGACGGGUUUAAAGAGAAGGGGGGAAAUUUGCCAGGAUCAACGCGAAGGGGGGGCAAUCUCCAUCACAAAGAGUCAACGAGAGGAUUUUGUCAGCCCGAAAUAUUUGACGGGGGUGUCAACAUCAGUGCGCCGAUCUGGAGCUCUCCGAUUCCGACGUAGCCAUCGCUCCUCCGUGACCCGCCGUCACGUUCGAUCACAUUCUCGCCUGUCGCCGUAUUCGGUCUAAAAGCUUUCCGUUUCCCUUCGCGACACGAUCCCACGGCAGUGACUGACGAGUAUAUAUAUAUACACACACACAUUUUUGGAAUAUAUCUCAGUUUUCAUCAACAGAGAUUUGAAGAGUUUUGAAAAAAACGAGCGACACCCCGGAGGAGGAACCUCUGCCGGAGCACAAGACAUGCUGCCCCGCCGAUCGUCCUCCGCCAAAUAAAACUAAUUGGAUCAAGCCGACUGGACCGCCGAUUGGCAAUCGGCGCAGAGAUUUUCCUCCAGAACUAGAGAAAUAAAGUGUGCACCAGAAUCGACUGCACAAGAGCCGUGGUUUUUCUCCUUUUUUUUCUCUCUAUCUCCAACCUUUGCAACCCCGCUCGACUGCAAGAGGCGUGAUCGCGCAAACGGGUUGCAACAACCAAAUGUGCAAUACUAGUCUCGUUGUUUUUUUCUUCUUCUCCUGACCCAGUGCCUUGCAUGGUCAAACACUAAGUGCACAAUUUAGUCUGCAUGCACAUGCAAAAAGAAAACCACUCGCGAGUGAAAAUAGACAUCUGCGAUAGAUGAUCUUUUUACCCGGGUAACUGCAAGUGUGUGUGGGUUUUUUUCUUCUUCUUCUUCUCCCCGCAGAACUGUUAUUCUAUUUAUUCAGCUACUGCUCAAAACCAAUGCAAAUUUGUUGCUCUUUCUCGGCGCUGCACUUGAGAGUACCACUCACACUUGAACUGUAUUUGUUUCCUUCGAACUACUGCGGGUGGUCUCCACGCCGACCGACGGCCCUUUUUGGUAAACGUAAAGGACCGCGGUGCCGCGAGCGGCGAGAUGUCUGCUCAGGUGAGGGCAACGGCACACGCCACCGACGAUCUCAGAACUGUUGCAUGAGACAUCGGCCCCUCCACAAGUUAACGCAGGUCCGCUCCCGGCUCGUGUUUUGUUCUUUUUCUUUUUUUCUCUAAACCACAAUUACCAUAUUCGUGCCCACGCCGAGGCGCCACACUGGAGCGCUUCAGACGCGAAGUACAGGUUGGAUCCGCCGACGAUGGCGGGCGGGACUGAGUGCAUCGCACGGGACGGAUCUUGGGACAGUUUUGCGUCGUAGGAGAGGCUACAUGAGGUUGUCAGAGGGCCGCACGCUUGCCUUUUUAGCCGACUCCACCUUCCCACCACCUCCUCCUCCUCCUCCUCUUCAAAUCGGCGAAGAAACGAAAUCCCCGACAGGGGAGGGGGACUGAUCUCUGCAGAGAGGAACAAACCGAGGGAAGGAGUCCAGCGUCGCUGCCUUCUCCCCGACCGUCCCCCCGAGCGGCGGGGGAACGAUCACAAGAGGUUGCUCGAAGGCAGUCGGAGGCGCAAAUAAAGGGAAAUACGUUUGCUCUCCGCGGAUCUACUGCAUUUUUAAUUCGACAGAAAUAUGGCCGAUAAUGUCCUGGAGUCCGGCCCGCCUUCAGCCAAGAGGCCCAAGCUGUCCUCCCCAGCUCUGUCGGUGUCCGCCAGCGACGGGAACGAUUUUGGUUCAUUCUUUGACCUGGAACACGACCUCCCAGAUGAGCUCAUCAAUUCCUCGGACCUGGGCCUGACUAACGGAGGGGAUGUCAGCCAACUCCAUACCAGUCUCGGAGGAGGGAUUGGUGUGGGAGGAGGCCAUGAUGCGGCUGCGAAACACAAACAGCUGUCGGAACUCUUGCGCGCGGGUGCACCAGCACAGCAGGGUGGCCCUACUUCCAACAACACAGCACCUGGGGCUUCCAUGGGGAUGAUGGGUGGUGUUAACGUUUCCCCUGGUGGACCUCAAGGCAUGCCCCCCCAGGGCCAGCAACAGCAACCUGGAUUAAUGCAGCAGGUUGGGAUGGUUGGAGGGGUGGCCGCUCUCAAUCGGGCAGCUGCCAUGAUGGGUAAUCAGAAGGGCAACACUGGACAGCAAGGGCUGAUGGGGGGGCAGGUGAUGAAUGGCUCACCAAGAAUGGGUUACCCUGGCAGUGCAGGCAUGGGUAACAGUAGUAACCUGUUGGCGGAAACGCUACAGCAGCAGCAGGUUGGUCAGCCAAUGGGACCAGGGGGUCAAGCAGGGAUGAGACCACAGCAACCUGGAGCACUGAACAAGAUGAAUAUGAUGGCCAAUGCGGGCCCCUAUGGUGGUCCGUACGGCCAGUCUGCUGGCCAGGGGAUGCCUGGAGCAGGGCUGGGCCCACAGCUCCAGAAUAAGGCAGGCAUGCCCAACAAUAUGGCCAAUCAGUUCAACAUGGACAAGAAGUUGCCACCGGGCCAAGGCAUGCCUGGGAUGCAGCAGCAGCAGCAUCAGCCUGGAGCGGUUGGCGGUGUUUCUGUCGGUGGAGCAGCAGCAGUGGGAGGUGCGCAGGUAGGGAUCAAUGCUGUGGGGGCAGGUCCCGGCACAGCGCCCCCUACUGCAGACCCUGAGAAGCGGAAGCUGAUUCAACAGCAGCUGGUCCUCUUGCUCCACGCGCACAAGUGCCAGCGGAGGGAGCAAGCCAACGGCGAAGUGCGGCAGUGCAACCUGCCGCACUGCCGCACCAUGAAGAAUGUGCUCAACCACAUGACUCAUUGCCAGGCUGGCAAGUCCUGCCAGGUGGCACACUGUGCCUCAUCCAGACAGAUCAUCUCUCAUUGGAAGAAUUGCACACGACAUGACUGUCCUGUAUGCCUGCCACUGAAAAAUGCUGGAGACAAGAGGAACCAACAGUCUCUCAUCAACAGUGCAGGGGUGGGUUUGGGGAACUCUUUAGGAUCAGGGGUGCCGGGUGGACAGUCCAACACUCCCAAUCUGAACCCUCCCAACCAGAUUGACCCUAGCUCCAUAGAGAGGGCCUAUGCUGCACUGGGUCUCACUUACCAGGGAAACCAGAUGCCACAGCAGCAACAACAGGCCAACAUGCCAAACCAGGGGCUGCAGGGGCAGCCUGGGAUGAGGACUCUCAAUACUAUGGGAGGAAACUCUAUGGGAGUGAAUGGUGGAGUGGGAGGGCAGCCCCCCAACCAGCAGUCUAACCUACUGCCAGACGCCUUGUUGCACAGCAUGAAUGCACAGAGUUUGAUGAAUGAUGUGGCGAACUUGGGAUCCAUGCCCACAGCAACUCCUCCUUCUGCUCCCGGCAUGAGGAAGUCGUGGCAUGAGGACAUCACACAGGACCUCCGCAACCACCUUGUCCACAAGCUUGUGCAGGCCAUCUUCCCCACUCCUGACCCGGCGGCACUAAAGGAUCGGCGGAUGGAGAAUCUCGUGGCUUAUGCUCGAAAAGUAGAGGGGGACAUGUACGAGUCAGCCAACAGUAGGGCGGAGUACUACCACCUGCUGGCAGAGAAGAUCUAUAAGAUCCAAAAGGAGCUGGAGGAAAAGAGGAGGACACGGCUGCAGAAGCAGGGCAUGAUGCCCGGCCAACCUGGGAUACCCUCCUCGGGCCUCCCACAGGGGCCUCCCAGUAUGGCACAUUCGCCCAUGGCCCCGGGGCAAUCCCCAAAUGGUCCUCACGCUGAUCCGUCCAUGGCCCGACAAGCUGGACCCAAUCAGAUGGUCAACAGGAUGCAGAACCCAGCCGGAAUGAGCCAGUUUGGUCAGAUGGGGAUGCAGUCGAUGGGUCAGAGGUCAACUCCUCCUCUUCCUCUUAAUUCUCCAAUGAACCAGAUGGGUAUGGGUGCACCAAGAAUGGGCCAGCCCAAUGCCACACAGUUACAGAACCAGUACCUUCCCCAGGGCCAGUUUCCCGGGUCCAGUCCUGGACUUGGUUCUGGUCCUGCUGGCAUGAACCAGCCAGGGCCACAGAAUGCAGUGCCACAGCAUAACCAGAUGCCAACGCCGCCUUCCCUCCAAGCCAGCAGCCCUGCAGCACAGUCUGCCUCUUCUGCUCCAGGCUCAAUGGGGUCUGGUAGUGCCACUGGUGCUGGGCCUCUGCCCAGCCUGCCUCCAUCAUCAACCGGCACCCCACCCAACUCCUAUCCUCACUGCCCAUCCAUCCGAACAAACUCCCCGUCACCAGCACGCAGCCUAACGCCUCAACCCUAUCAAACGCCCCCCACGUUACCUCGUUCUCAAACCCCACAACCACAGACCCCGAACACGCCCCAGCUACCGCCGCAGCAGCAACAACAGACUUCGCAGCAGCAGCAGCAGCAGCAGCAGCAGCAACAGCAGCAACAGCAACAACAACAACAACAACAACAGCAGCAGCUGCAGCAACAACCAUCAGGGCAGACAGUGAAUUCUGAGAAGGCCAGUCAGCUUCCACAGCAGACGCUUGGGGGUGGGGCUUCCUCAGGCCCCCAAGCAGGUCAGGCUUCUUCAGUGCCUAACCAGAAUGCUCAUGUGCCACUGCAGCUGCCCCAGACCCCACUAUCGGCGAAGCCUUCUCUGACAGCAGAUUGUCAGGAAUCCUCCCCGGCCUCAGUCAACAGCAGCACUGGUACCAGCUCCCAGCUUGCAACGGCGGAUGGCUCUGCUCCCAGCCAGGAAGACGUUAAAAUGGAGGUGAAGAAGGAGGAGGAAGAGGAAGGGCCUGACUCACAUGGAGAGGGCAAAGGGAAGAUGGGAAAGUGUGAGCCUGAUGUGAAGACGGAGGAGAAACCUGAGAUUAAGAAAGAGAAGGUGAUGGCAGAUGGAUGUAAAGGCGAGCCCAUGGAUACAUCGUCAUCCUCGGUGUCAUCCUCGGCGGCAACGAGUGAAGACAAGAAGCCGGAGGUGAAGAAAGAGCCCAAAGACGAGGAGGAGGGGUCAGGGUCAACGGCCUCUAACAGCUCCCCAGCCAGCACUCAGAGCAAAAAGAAAAUCUUUAAGCCGGAGGAGCUGCGUCAGGCUCUGAUGCCCACUCUGGAAGCUUUGUACCGGCAGGACCCUGAGUCCCUUCCCUUUCGUCAGCCGGUGGACCCCCAGUUACUGGGAAUACCCGACUACUUCGACAUUGUGAAGAACCCCAUGGACCUGUCGACCAUCAAGCGGAAGCUGGACACGGGACAGUACCAGGAGCCGUGGCAAUACGUCGAUGAUAUCUGGCUGAUGUUCAACAACGCCUGGCUCUACAACCGCAAGACGUCCCGCGUGUAUAAGUACUGCUCCAAGCUGGCUGAGGUGUUUGAGGCAGAGAUCGACCCCGUCAUGCAGGGCAUGGGAUACUGUUGUGGGAGGAAGUUUGAGUUUUCCCCUCAAACUCUGUGCUGCUAUGGAAAACAAUUAUGCACCAUCCAGCGUGAUGCUGCCUACUUCAGCUACCAGAACAGGUACCACUUCUGUGAGAAGUGUUUCAACGAAAUCCAGGGCGAGACCGUUUCCCUGGGGGACGACCCUUCUCAGCCUCAGACGUCCAUCAACAAAGAACAGUUCCAACGAAAGAAGAACGACACACUUGAUCCCGAGUUGCUUGUGGAAUGUAUUGACUGCAGUCGUAAAAUGCACCAGAUCUGUGUCCUGCAUCAUGACACCAUAUGGCCUUCAGGGUUUGUAUGUGACAACUGCCUCAAAAUGGCAAAUAAGACGCGGAAAGAGAACAAAUACGCAUCCAAAAGGCUUCCCCAGACCAAGUUGGGGGGCUACUUGGAGUCACGAGUGAACGACUACCUCAAGCGGCAAAACAACCCAGAAUCUGGCGACAUCACCAUCCGAGUAGUCCACGUCUCAGACAGGGUGGUGGAGGUGAAGCCAGGCAUGAAGUCCAGGUUCGUGGACAGUGGAGAAAUGGCGGAGUCCUUCCCGUACAGGAUGAAAGCCUUGUUUGCAUUCGAGGACAUCGACGGCGCAGAUGUGUGUUUUUUCGGCAUGCACGUUCAAGAGUACGGCGCAGACUGCCCACCGCCAAAUCAGAGACGAGUGUACAUCUCUUACCUGGACAGUGUGCACUUCUUCAAACCUCGACACCUCAGGACAGCUGUCUACCAUGAGAUCCUGUUGGGCUACCUGGAGUAUGUCAAGAGGCAGGGGUUUACAACGGGUCAUAUCUGGGCCUGUCCACCCAGUGAAGGGGAUGAUUACAUCUUUCAUUGCCACCCGUCAGACCAGAAGAUCCCAAAGCCAAAGCGCCUGCAGGAGUGGUACAAAAAGAUGCUGGACAAGGCUGUGUCUGAGCGCAUUGUCCAUGAUUACAAGGACAUUUUCAAGCAAGCAACAGAGGACCGGCUGACCAGUGCCAAGGAGCUGCCAUAUUUUGAGGGUGACUUCUGGCCCAAUGUCCUGGAGGAGAGUAUCAAGGAGCUUGAGCAGGAGGAAGAGGAGAGAAAGAGGGAGGAGAACAGCACCUCCAAUGAGAGCACCGAUGUCACAAAAGGAGACAGCAAGAAUGCCAAAAAGAAGAACAAUAAAAAGACGAGCAAGAACAAGAGCAGCUUGAGCCGAGCCAACAAGAAGAAACCAGGGAUGCCCAAUGUUUCCAAUGACCUUUCUCAGAAACUCUACGCUACUAUGGAGAAACAUAAGGAGGUUUUCUUUGUCAUCCGCCUCAUUGCCUGCCCCACUGCCAACUCCCUGCCCCCAAUCGUUGACCUGGACCCCAUGAUGGCCUGUGACCUGAUGGACGGCCGUGAUGCCUUCCUGACUCUGGCCAGGGACAAGCACCUGGAGUUCAGCUCCCUCAGGAGGUCCAAGUGGAGCUCCAUGUGCAUGUUGGUGGAGCUGCACAACCAGAGCCAGGACCGCUUUGUUUACACCUGCAAUGAGUGUAAACACCACGUGGAGACACGCUUCCACUGCACAGUCUGCGAGGACUAUGACUUGUGCAUCACCUGCUACAACAUUAAAGGUCAUGAGCACAAGAUGGAUAAGCUGGGGCUUGGGCUGGAUGACGACAGCAACAACCAGUCAGCAGCAGCUACCCAGAGCCCCGGAGACUCCCGCCGCCUAAGCAUCCAGCGAUGCAUCCAGUCGCUGGUGCAUGCAUGCCAGUGCCGCAACGCCAACUGCUCUCUGCCGUCCUGCCAGAAGAUGAAGCGUGUUGUUCAGCACACGAAAGGCUGCAAGCGCAAGACGAAUGGUGGCUGCCCCAUCUGCAAGCAGCUCAUUGCGCUAUGUUGCUACCAUGCUAAACACUGUCAGGAGAACAAAUGUCCCGUCCCGUUCUGUCUAAACAUCAAGCAAAAGCUGCGGCAGCAGCAGCUGCAGCACAGGCUCCAGCAGGCUCAAAUGUUAAGGAGAAGAAUGGCCAGCAUGCAGAGGGUGGGCCAGCCGGCUGGAGGGCCACCUGGAGGACCUGUGGGACUUCCAUCACCUGGGAACAAUGGUAACACAGCACCAAGUACCCCAACGUCUGUGGGAACCCAACCCCCAACUCCCCAGACCCCCACCCAGACCAUGCCCCCAGCCAUGCAACAGGGAAUGGGUCAAGGAACUGGAGUCCAACAGCAGCAGCAACAGCAGCCAGGUGGGAUGCCCUCGCAAGGUGGCAUGCCUCCUCAACACAACCUUCACCACCAGUUUCAGCAGAUGGCAGGUGGAGGUGGCGGGGCAGGGGGGAUAAUGAGUUCUCCCCAACAUCAGCAGCAGAUGCAUACUCAGGUCCAGCAGCAGCAGCUGCAGCAAGGUGGAGUAGGGACCAACCCUCAACAACUCCAACAGCACCACAACAAUUUGCCUCCAUAUGCCAGCAGACCCCCAGGCUCCUCCCCAAUCCACCAGUCCCAGGGCAAACCAGUCCUCGGCUCUGCGACACCUCCCCACCCACAAUCUGUUGGCAACGUCAUGGCUGGAAGUGUUGGAGGCCAGCAACCUCCUAGCCAGCCCCAGGGCCAGCCUUCCCUUCAACAGCAGCAACAGCAGCCUUCCUCUGGCCCUCCACCGGCAGCAGUGGAGAUUGCCAUGAAGAUCCAACAGGUAGCUGAUGCUCAGAGGAAGAUGGCUCUCCAAAGACAAGCUGCCCAGGCAGCUGCAGGCUUGAUGCCUCCUCACCCGCACCAUCAACAGGGCCAAGGUCAGCAAAUGGGCAUGGGACACCCAGGAGCAGUAGGGAUGGUUGGACCUCAGGGCAUGCCAACACAGACAGCAGCAGUGGCAGCUGCUCGGGCCCACAUGGAACAACAACAAGGCGCUCCACCAGGGAUGAUGGUUGGUGCUGGGGGGCCGAUGCAGCAACCCCCCCAGCAGGGUAAUAUGCCCCAGGGCCAGCUCCCCCCUCAGGUGCAGCUUCAGCAGCAGAGGAUGGGUGCACCACUUCAAAACCCACAACAGCAACAACAGCAGUGGGCAGGCCAGGGGAUGCCACCCCAGCAGAGACAAGCAAUGAUAAAUCAAAUGGGUCAUCCAGCCAUGAUGGCAGCUCAACAGCAACAGCAAAUUCAACAUCAACAACAACAACAACAACAACAACAACAACAGCAGCAGCAACAGCACCAGCAGCAGCAGCAGCACCAACAACAAGCUCAGGGCCAUGCUGCCUUGAUAAAUAUGGUACAACAGCAGCAAGGUUCUGGUGGUGGACUCCCAGGGGUAACUCUACCUGGAGCUGCUGGUGGGAACAUCCCCCAGGCAGCCCUCCAAGACCUGUUAAGGACUCUCCGCUCACCCAGCUCUCCCCUCCAGCAGCAGCAAGUCCUCAACAUCUUGCGGUCCAAUCCACAGCUCAUGGCUGCUUUUAUUAAGCAAAGAGCCUCAAAGUACAAGGGGGGCCCUGGUGGACCGGGUACUGUGCCGGGAGGUCCUGGUCCCACAGGAGGUCCUGUUGGUAAUGUCAUGACAGGAGGGGGCCCUCAGGUGAACAUGAAUUCUGCAGGUCCUGGUCAGCCAGGGAUGCAUAUCGGGGGUCAGGGAGGCACGAAUGUCAACAUGGCCACGAUGGCCCAGCUACAGCAAGUUCAGCAGCAACAACAACUUCAGCAGCAGCAACAACUUCAGCAGCAGCAGCAGCAGCAGCAGCAGCAGCAACAGCUUCAGCAGCAACAGCUUCAGCAGCAACAACUUCAGCAGCAGCGGCAGCAGCAACAGCUUCAGCAGCAGCAACAGCUUCAGCAGCAGCAACAGCUUCAGCAGCAGCAACAGCUUCAGCAACAACAGUUGCAGCAGCAGAGGCCAAUGCUCAGUGGUUUACAGCAGCAACAAGUGGCAGCUCUCCAGCAGCAGCAGCAACAACAACAACAGCAACAGCAGCAGCAACAACAACAACAACAACAACAACAGCAAGGGGGAGGAAGGGGUAUGCAGGGCCAGGGGCCACAGUUGGGUAAUGUCAACACUGCCCAGUUUAGAGAGAUGCUCAUGAGACGGAAUCUCCAGCAGCAGCAGCAGCAGCAGCAGCAGCAGCAGCAAAUGGGAGUAAAUCAUGGUCAGUUCCAGCAGCCACAACCACCACAAGGACAGGGCUACAUGGGACAGCCUGGGAUGCAGCCUCCAACAGUGGGACAGGGCCCUCCUGGAGGUCCACCCCUUGGCCCCCAGCAGCCUGGAGGUCCCCCAGGCCAGCAGGGGCAAGGUUACCCAGGAUCGGUGGCCCAGCAGCACAGGCUCCAACACCAGCACCACCUCCAGAUGCAGCAGCAGAAUGCCAUGGCUGGCCUGCCUGGGGGUGAUGCAGGGCCAGGUGUGGGGGGUCCUCAGCAGCCACCUCAGGGCCCUCAGUCCACACAAGGUGGCCCCCCACCUCCAUCUUCUCAGGCCCUGCUCCAACAGGCCCUCCACCAGAGGCUGCUUCAGCAGCAGCAACAGCAGCAGCAUCACCAUCUAGGUCCUGGCGGGUCACCGGCCCAGCACAGCAAUCCCAUGAGUCCUCAGCAGCCGCAGCAGAUGGCCCCGUCCCCACACCUGCAGGGCCAGGCGAUGCCCACGUCCCUGGCCAACCAGGUUCGGUCUCCACAGCCCUCUCCCAGACCCCAGUCCCAGCCACCGCACUCCAGCCCGUCCCCGCGCAUGCAGCCCCAGCCUUCCCCGCAUCACAUAUCCCCCCAGAUGCAGACGGGCUCCCCACACCCAGGCCACCUGAACCAGCACCAUCCAGGUAUGGGGGUCCCUCCACAGCAACAGUCAACAACACAGCAGCAGCAGCAGCAACAGAACUCUAUGGAUCAGUUUGGGUCGGACCAGAGCGCCAUGUUAUCUCAGCUGAGUGGCAUGGCUGGUCUCCACGGGCCGGGGGGCAGCGGUCAGGACCCGCUGGGCCAGAACAUGAAUCACAACCCUUUAGACAUCAUGUAGGAAUUCUACUAAUGUGUCAAGUUGAGCUGAAAGCGCUCCGUGAUCCUUCGCACAAACUGCACUCACCCAGGACAGUGUUAUUGUUAUUACUUAGCCUUUCUUUUUUUAUACUAUUACUAAAUGUUAUUUAAAAUGUUUUCAAUAAAGAUGCAUUGAACUGAACUUCCUAUGGGAGAUGAACAAUAAAAUCUUAAGCAGUCGUUAAAGAAAUUAGAAUAAAUGAAUUGUAAGUUAUUGCUGUUAAUAUAUUUUUUUGCCAAUCGUGGACAAAUGGGAUGGGUUUUUCUCGAGCAGCCUCCUCACCUCCACAUCUUGCAGAGUAGAAGAGAGGUGAUAUUUUCCGGGGGGGGGGGGGGGUAAAUGGGAGAACUCGCCUUUUUUUUAAGAAAUGUUUUUAAGGUUUUAAACACGGUCAAGAGGAAAUGAUUAAAUGCAAAGAACUUUUUUUAAUUUUAUCACUUUAGUUUCCCAUCAUUCAGUCGGUCUUUCUGUUUUGCAGAGUGAUGUGGAUUAUUAUUAUUAUUAUUAUUAAUGCAAAUCCAAACAUGAUGCAUAUCCUCCUUUUUCAAAUGUUUGGUUUGCUUUAUUUAUUGUUUUCUCUCGGGAGGGGGGUCGGGGGGGGCGAGGGUGUUAUGUACCCUGAGACUGCUUCAAUUCUUAUAGAAAUAUAUUUUUGUUAUUGACUGUUUGGGGGGGGGGGGUUAAAGUGCAUAUUUGAUUUUGCUGUAGACGUCUUUAGUUGGGUCUGUCCAGGGGGGGAUGAUGAAGUGUCAAGUGUUUUAUUGCAGCGGUCGAGGGUCCGCUGUGAGUAUGAGAUGUUGACACGUUUGCGAUGUCCCGAGUGGCCUCUGAGUCGGACGUCGGCCAUGCUGGACGGGACUGAUCCCUCGCGAAAACAUGCAAGCCCCUCCCUCGAAUGUGUGUGCACUCCUUCCUUUUUUAAGACACUUAAUACGGGGCAGUGGAGGCUUGGGGAGGGGGGGUGCAUACCUGUGUGCCUGUAACAUUUUGAGUACAUGAGCUGGGACGUGGAGGAGAAAAAUAACAGUGGGUGGGCUUGGGCUCCUUUUUAGUGUUUUUGUUUUUUAGGAUUCUGCUGUUUGGAGUAAACAGAGGAUUUUUUCGAUCCAAAUGAACUGUGUUGCACAGAACUGAGGAGAAAGGAGGAGGAGGCCCGAGCGCUCGGCCUCUGUCUCUUUCUGCCUCGUCCCCGUUGCUGCUUCCCUCGGACUUUUAAAUCCCCACCCCCUUUCCCCUUCUCCUCCUCUACAAGGGGAAGGGGGAUCUUCCUUCCUCCUCAACUCCAUCUUUAUCUUUCUGAACUUUGGGAUUUUAAUUUAAUAUUUUUUACUGUACAAAGAAACAUGAACUGUGGACUCAAAUACUGUUUUUUAUAAUAAAAUGAAAAUUACCAAUA